Penicillium concentricum is the source of this 1101-nucleotide messenger RNA. RefSeq names its product class I SAM-dependent methyltransferase. The transcript is spliced from 7 exons. Lineage: Eukaryota; Fungi; Ascomycota; Eurotiomycetes; Eurotiales; Aspergillaceae. The record is from RefSeq and is a predicted model, not a curated record. Gene Ontology annotation, molecular function: methyltransferase activity. The coding region runs from base 1 to 1101 and encodes 366 amino acids.
AUGUCCUCCUAUGGAAGUGAUCGAAGUCAAGAAUCAAGCCCUGAACCCCAAGUCCCACUCAAUGAUCGAACAAACGCCCCGAUCAAUGCCGAUGGUCCAAUCGUCGCCGAUGAUUUCACUGAUGAAAGUAGCGAGUUCGGCAGUGAUUCCGAUAUGACCUCUCUCUCUUCGAGCGUUCUGGAAUAUGAAUAUGAAAAUGGACGGCGGUAUCACAGUAACCGGACUGGGCAAUACAUGUAUUGUGCUCCCCGUUAUAUGUCCUCUAGAUGCAUAACUAAUUCAAAUAGGAUGCCAAAUGAUGAAGAGGAACAAGAUCGAAUGGACUUGCAAUCAAGAUGGCUGAUGUUGAUGAAGGGAGAGCUACACAAAGCUCCAGUCACAAAUCCCCGAAACAUCCUCGACCUUGGAACAGGCACUGGCAUCUGGGCUAUUGAUAUUGCUGAGAAAUUCCCCAACGCCAAGGUAAUCGGAAACGACAUCAGCGCCAUCCAACCAAACUGGGUCACCCCGAACGUGGAAUUCAUCGUCGAAGACUUCGAAAGCGAAUGGCUCUACCAAAAAAACAGUUUCGACUUCAUCCACGCACGUCUACUAGCCGGAUGCGUAGCAGACUGGUCACAAUUCUUCGCACGAAUCUUCGACCACGUAAAACCAGGCGGCUACUUCGAAAUCCAAGAAAGCGCCGUCUGGGCCUGGAGCGAUGACGGAACUCUCAAAGCCGACUCGCCGCUCGUUCAGUACCUCCAAGCCCUCAACACGGCAGGACACGCGAUGGGACGGGAAUUGAACAUCUAUCAUAGAUUGAAAGAGUGGAUGGUUAGUGCGGGGUUUGAAGACGUGCAGCAGUAUACGUAUCUUCUGCCGUACUCGCCUUGGCCGCGUGAUCCUUAUCUAAAGGAGGUUGGGAAGUACCAGGCUGUUAUGGUGCAGCAGGCUGUGGAGUCUUAUGGGUUGAGGCUUUGUACGCAGGUUCUUGGGUGGGGGGCGGAGCCUUCGCGGAUUUUUCAGGCUAUGGUUAAGAAGCAGUUGAGGGAUAAGCAUUUGCAUGCUUAUGUUAAAGAGGUUGUUGUAUAUGGUAGGAAGCCAUUCCAUCGACGAUGA